GGACAGAUGAAUUUGCAUUGUGUCACUGAGGAACGCAGACACAUUAAUAUCCCACUUAAAAGCUAUAGAACACAAAGAUGGUUCCUCCCCCACCUAUUAACAAGCCCCAUGUCUGCCUCUCCACUACACUCAUCAUGAGCAGCAUGGUGCUGAUGGAUGCCUAUCUGGUAGAACAGAACCAGGGCUCCAGGAAGCUGGGAAUCUGCAUCAUGGUAUCAGUGGGGGACAUCUGCUUCCUGGUCGUGCUCAGGUAUGUGGCAGUAUGGGUUGGGGCUGAGGUGAGGACCGCCAAGCGAGGCUAUGCCAUGAUCCUUUGGUUCCUGUACGUCUUUGUGCUGGAGAUCAAAGUCUACUUCAUCUACCAGAACUACAAAGCAGACCGUAAAAGCUUGGACCUCAUUGCCCGCAAGGCCUUGACACUCUUGCUGUCCAUCUGCAUCCCAGCCCUCUAUGUACUGCUAGUGGCCACCGAGCACAUGGAGUAUGUCAGGACGUUUAAGAAGAAGGAGGACUUGCGCAACCGUCUGUUCUGGGUCAUUGUUGACAUGCUGGAUGUGCUGGACAUCCAGGCCAAUCUCUGGGAGCCCCAGAAGAAAGGGCUGCCCAUCUGGGCCGAAGGUCUGAUGUUCUUCUACUGCUACAUCUUGCUCUUGGUCCUCCCUUGCGUCUCACUGUGUGAGAUUAGCAUGCAAGGGAUCAGCAUCGUGCCACACCGCAUGAUGCUCUACCCAAUGCUGAGUAUGCUCACCAUCAACAUCACCACCAUCUUCAUUAGGGGAAGCAACAUGGUCUUCUUCAGGGACAUCCGGGUCUCUGGUAUCUUCAUGGGAAAGAACGUCCUGGCCAUCGUACUCAAGGUGUGCAUGUUUGUGCAGUACAGGAAGCAUCUGCACUAUGUGCCAGCAGGAUCCGGCACAGCAGAGCCUCAGCACAACUUCACUUCUUCCCAGCCACAGCCUGUCAUGCAUCUACUGAAACCCCAGAACCAAACUCCCUGCCCUGAGGGGCUAGCCCAAGAGAACACAUGACAUGCUGUGUUCUUUGUGUGUG
Gekko japonicus is the source of this 1050-nucleotide messenger RNA. Its product is annotated as transmembrane protein 121-like. The record is from RefSeq and is a predicted model, not a curated record. Bases 78 to 1028 code for a protein of 316 amino acids. NCBI's taxonomy places the organism in Eukaryota, Metazoa, Chordata, Lepidosauria, Squamata, Gekkonidae. The transcript is spliced from 2 exons.